UUUCUUUACGGUCUACUCUGCUGGAGGACAGUGACGGAGGAGGGUGGAGCCCACCUCUAUGUGUUUUAUCGGACAAAACAAGCCAAGUCACAGCACUCUAUCGUCCUGGAACACGUAGUACUCCCCGAAUUUUCCCUGCCUCGACAAAUAAAUGCUCAGCAUAGGCAUCAGAGAAAUAAAACACGCGAAAAACAAGGAUCAUUUUGCAAACGGAAACAAAAGCGCAUUAGCCAUACAGCGCACGGAGCCUCUCAAUGCAUACCCUCUGUGCCCGAGGAACGAUGAAGCCAGAGAUAAACGCAGCCGUCGGGUUUCUGUCGAGAUUCCUGCGGAUUAAAGGACAUGUGAACGACAGACAGCUCCAAACGUUCAGCCAGACUCUACAGGACAUCCUGGCAGAGCAAUACAAGCACCACUGGUUCCCAGACCGUCCCAACAAAGGCUCUGGGUAUCGCUGCAUACGCAUCAACCACAAGAUGGACCCUCUGGUUGGACAGGCCGGUCAGCGCAUCGGCCUGAGCAUCCAGCAACUCUACCUGCUGCUUCCCAGCGAGCUCACAUUGUGGGUGGACCCAUUCGAAGUGUCCUACCGCAUCGGAGAGGACGGCUCGAUCUGCGUGCUCUACGAGUCCCAUCCCAGCACCAACGGAAACCCCAGCGUCACCACUGGAAACAGCAACCCCGCCGCCUCUGUCGCCCAGGUAUCCCCUAUGGUGGACAGUCACAUCAGCUGCAAGGAGGAACUACUGGUUUUGGGCCGCACCAGCCCCGCUAAACCAUACAUGAUGACUGUGUCCAGCUAAAUGGAUCACAGAAGUCAUUUUUAAAAAAUAAAAAGAGAGAAGAAGAAGAAAAAAAAAAACAGGAUGUGUCCUAUCGUCCAGGUGAUGGAAACCUCAUAGGUUUAAUUUUCACUCGUUUGGUUGUCUGUUCUGUUAUUGUGUUGGAUCUACCAGAGGCUUGACCCUGGGGCAGCUAAUGAAGACCUGAAACAUCGCCCAGCCCCCACCCCAGCGGCGACAGUCCUGGGGCGGCUUUUUCCACCAUCGCUGAUGUUGACUUUGCACUUUCGCUUUCAUGGUUUAUGUUUGCAUAAACUCCCUCUUAAAUGUUAAGGAAUUACGCUCAGAAUCCUGUUUUAUCAUUUCAGUUCGGUGUCGAGCUAAAGCCCAGACCCGAGUAGCCCCGCCAGACCCGAGUAGCCGCUACGAGCCUCUUUUUUGCUAAAAACCUCACUUUUUGGACCACAAAGCGGUACUUUUGUCUCUUUUACUCGGUGUCUGGUACGCAACCGGGCCUUGUUUUGGGCUUCAGGUCGACGCGAACCGCCUCCAUCCGCAGUGGAAUAUCUGUGUCAUACUGUUACCCACGCUAGCCGUCGAUGGCACUGUGAUGCAAAGGUUCUCAUGCUUGUAGCUUUUUCUAGGGGCUCCCUCCUGGAUGAAUGUAAUUUCUAACAAAACAGAGAAAAAAAAAAACUUGCAGCGCAACAAAACAUUUGAUUUAUUUAAGCCCCCCGUCAUACCAAAAUGAAAGAUGUAGCAAAGUUUGUUUUUGUUUUUGUUGACUUGGAACAGAUGUGGUCUUUACUUUCUGCCUGGUUUAGAAAGGACGUUGAAUGCACUUUGCCAUUUUAGACUGUGUGGGAUGACGUUUCGCUUCGACCCUACUGCAUUCCAUCGCGUACCUCUUCGCUUGUGACUUGGUUGCAAUAUUUCCGGGAGACUUUUGUUCUCUCUAGACGCUUUUAUCCUUGCGAAUGACUGAUUUAGGCUGUUAGAGAUUAGCUCUCUGUCUCUAAGACUCCAUUUAAGGCCAGUACGGGGCAAGAGACAACAGACGGGCAAGAAAAGCGGACCAAUGUCUUGCAGAAUCGCAGGGCCAGUGAUGCUCGCUUGUUACAGAGGGUCUCCCGACGCACUUUCCAGCCAGUCGUCUAGGAGUGCGCCGUCAAAACAUAUCACCUCCCUCCAUUGGCUGGACGAAGGAGGGGGUAGGACCCUCACAUCAGGGCAGCUACAAUCCUCUCCGGCCCCCUUCUCGCAGCCUGGAGGAGAGUAUUUAUGCCAGCACACAUCCCGAGCGCACUCCAAAACCUACUGAGCCUUACAUUCAAGGCCGAGUCGGGACGGGAAGAGACAUGCGGUGUGCUUCUGGUUCUGGCCGAUUCUGUUUACAUUGGGUGGAAAUAUGCGGGUUGGGACUGAACUUGCCUUAGCCGCUAAACUGCCGAGAUAAGGUGCUGAUGAUCAGUCCUGAGUGUGCUAAUACUUUUGACCCAUGGGUAUCGUCGGGUUGUCGUUGCACUGCCGUCCCUUUCUGUGUUGUUUUGGUCCGUUUUUAAAUCAAAUUGACUUUUUAAGUGCGGGUCGAACCUGGACGCAGAUCGCCAUCCCACCCUUCUGAAUGCUUUGAACUCUGAGAGGCGGCCCCCUUCGCCCGAAGGUUUUAACACUUUAAGGCUUAAAGCUUUUUAACCUCAUUCUGGUGAUCGUAACCAAAUUGGAACAGACAAAUCGAGUGCUUUUUAGAUCUAGAUGCUACAAACUACUUUACCCCGUCCCCCACCUCCACCGAAAGAACAUCAGCAAACCGUUCUCUCCGUUUCGGUAAUCGUUUGCACACAAGUUUUAAGUAUCGUCGUGAGUCUAAACUCGGAGGCAAGAGCACAUGAAAUGCACUAAUAGGUUAAACAUUGAAGUUAUGUGACUUUGAGACCGACGCGUCUCGAUUGGAAUGUAUUGCCAAGCUCAGGCCACAGACAUUCAUUAAAACCCGUAAGGAUGUGCAGGUUAAAAUGUGAAAAACAGAAGGGAAUGAUUCGGUUAGGAAUUUUGUCGGUCAUUUCAGAAGUGAUUCACGUUAUUGCCACUUUCACAUCUGAGGUGGUUCCAUAUUUGUAGAAUGUAUUGUUAUUGUACAACAUAUGGUAGAGUAAGUACAUAACCAUACAAAUGGGAAGUGCCAAUAAUUGAUAUUUUGCUGUGUGUAGACGUGUUCCUUUUUGUAUUUCAUAUUUUAACAUGAAUUCCUCUUUCAUAAGUGAAGCCAUUUGUGUUAGGAGUGUUGGAGAGGACCAAAGUUGUUUUGGUAAAAAAAAAAAAAAAAAAAAGAGAUAUAUAUAUAUAUAUAUAUAUAUAUCUCAGUUUCCAUGCUCUGUGCUGAUAGACUUUCCUUGUUUUUGUUUUCUUAUCUUUUCUUUCUUUUUUUUUUAAUUAAAAGAAAAAAAAGAAAAAGAAAAAAUUCUGAGCAACCCAAGAUAAAGCUGUCUGUAUCUUGUGAUUUUUCCCGUCUGUACAUCUCUUGUGUUCAUUCUUUUUCUCAUUCUUGGGUAUGUUGUGAUGAACUGCUGUAAAUUUGUACAGUUCAUGUAAAUUGAUUGUGCGGAAGUUGUACAGAUUUCUAUAUUUUGGAAGAAAAGUUUUUUUCUCUGUAAUAAAAGAUUUCCUAUCUUGGCAAUGUU
This is a messenger RNA of Labeo rohita (rohu), 3463 nucleotides long. It is a transcript of the gene btg1, whose product is annotated as B-cell translocation gene 1, anti-proliferative. The transcript has 2 exons. The record is from RefSeq and is a predicted model, not a curated record. Gene Ontology annotation, cellular component: nucleus; cytoplasm. Gene Ontology annotation, biological process: negative regulation of cell population proliferation; negative regulation of mitotic cell cycle. Lineage: Eukaryota; Metazoa; Chordata; Actinopteri; Cypriniformes; Cyprinidae. The coding region runs from base 255 to 803 and encodes 182 amino acids.